This is a messenger RNA of Acanthamoeba castellanii str. Neff, 2013 nucleotides long. Its product is annotated as protein kinase domain containing protein. Lineage: Eukaryota; Discosea; Longamoebia; Acanthamoebidae. The coding region runs from base 1 to 2013 and encodes 670 amino acids. Gene Ontology annotation, molecular function: ATP binding; protein kinase activity. The transcript is spliced from 18 exons. The record is from RefSeq and is a predicted model, not a curated record. Gene Ontology annotation, biological process: protein phosphorylation.
AUGAGGCGAGGAGGCGACUGCGUGGAGCUCUGGAGGAGCAGGAGCGGCUGGAGGUCGCCCUGCGCACCAAAGCAGCAGGAACGGCUGGCUGCCGAAGUGGAAGCGCUCGAGGAAGAGGAGCGCCGGGCUGCUACGGCCUUCCACGCCGCCCUCCAGGCCUAUGCGCACGCGCACCACGCCGCCCUCCACGCCGCCCACCACCACCGGCGCCUCCUCCUUGCCCCCGCCCUCCACCACGAACCCCAGCAACAGACGCACCAGCACCAGCAGCCCGCGCCCCCUUCCCGCACACCUCCGCUUCUCCUUCUCCCGCCCUCCUCCGCGCAGGAGCCUCCGUCGCUGGCUUCCGCGGCUAUCACCACCAAGGGGGCGCUUUUUCGUACCACUCUGCUGGCGCACACCCUCGCUCAGUCGUCGGGAGAGGACUCGGGCCUCUCCCACGACAUCCUGACCUGGGAGCUGAAGCGAGAAGAAAUCAAAACGCUGGACGAAGCCGCCCUCGGCAAGGGCGCCUUUGGUACUGUGAGCAAGGGCAUACUGCGAGGAAAGCCGGUAGCGGUGAAAAAGAUUCACAUAGGACUCCGGCGCGACGGGCAGAUAGAUGAGCGGACCUCCGAAGUGCUCGAAGACUUCCGGAAUGAGUGCGCUGUGAUGAGUAAGCUCCUGCACCCGAACGUGCUUCUGCUCAUGGGGGUGUGCAUCGACCAAGAGGUCGACGAGCUGCUUAUGGUGACGGAGCUCAUGGAGAAUGGGUCGGACUGUGCCCUCGGCCUGAACUACCUUCACCUCAACAAACCCAACCCGAUUCUUCAUCUCGACCUGAAGACCGCGAACUUAUUGGUGGAUGCCAACUUCGUGACGAAGGUGGCCGAUUUCGGGCUUGCCAAGGUCUACGGACUGAAGGACCGGAAGGGAGUUGGGGGUACCCCCUAUUACAUGAGCCCUGAGGUGCUUGACGGAGAGGACUUUGACUCGAAAUCAGACGUCUACGCGUUCGCCAUCAUUCUGUGGGAGUUGAUCACGCAGAAGAUCCCCUACUCCGACGAGAAGCUCCGCUCCGGACCUGCCGGCCUCGCCCAGCUCUACUCGCACAUUCCUGGCGAUUGCCCGCCCAAGCUGCGCCGCCUCGUCGAACAGUGCUGGGCUCCCGAUCCAGCUGCUCGGCCCAGCUUCCAGGACAUUCUCGACUCGCGAAUAUUGGACGAAGUCGUGCUGGAUGAAACCAUCAGUGAGGCCAACUCCCUGGCGCGAACGUUCUGGAAGGAGUGCUUCUGCGUCAAGGGCGAGCUGCUCUACGCUGUGGAGUGGAAACAGUUCGCCCGAGUUCUCGCGCAAUGGUGCGAGAUAGGGGUCGACGUGGAGAAGGAUAUUUAUUGGAAGGCCCUGCGCAUGGUCCUCGUGCCAGAAAACGAGGACGUCGUGACGCUCGAGAGGUUCAGCGCCAUCCUGGAGUGGUUCGGUCCGUUCGCCAAGGGCAAGAAGCUCCUCCAGAACGUGGUUUCCACCAUUAAGAUCAAGGGAUUCUAUGGCGAUGCCACGUCAGACCAGAUGGGCAUUGUGUUCGCCGGCAAAUCUGUCGGAACUUAUCUAAUUCGGUUCAGCGCACAGCACCCGGGCUUCUUCACCAUCACCACACUCACCUCGAGAGACAACCUACAGAACUACCGCGUGAGCCACGCCCCGGGCAAGGCAUAUUGGCUCACGGAAGAUAAGAGCUUCCCCUCGCUGCGGAAGCUCGUGAAGCACUACAAGGCCGAGCUCAGCCUUAAGACCCCGUUCACGGGUUCCAAGUACAGCCAGCUGCUGGUGCAGAUCGAGGAGGGAGAGCGGGUCAACCUCUACUCCAACUUCUCCACGACCACCGCUGCCAGCGCGGCGACCACACCGGUGCCCCUCAAGAAGGAGAAAAAGGAGAAAAAGGAGAAGAAAGGAGCGGGCGCCAAGAAGAAGCACCCACCCAGACACGCAGCGGCCGUGCCGAGCGACGGCGGCUACGCGCAGCCCCACCUCUAA